AUGAAUGAAAGAGAAGCUGAGAUUGAGAAGCUAAAAUUAAAAAAUGAAGAUUUGGUGAAGUUGGUUAAAAAGUUGAAGAAAAUUGUCUGCAUUUUGGUUCUUUUACUGGUGUUUACCAUAUUGUCCAAGUUCAAAGUUGCUAAGGAAAACCCAAGUGGAAUGAACCAAGUGGCUGGUUUGAGGACAUUUUCAGUUGCUCAAAUGGAGAAGGACCUGGCUCGUGAGGCUGCACAUACUGAUAUAUGUUGCUGUCAACCUGGCUUUCAACUGCUGCCAUCAAUUCCUGAUCUGAAUCACACUAUCCAUCAGAUCCUCAUGGGUGGGUGGCAAAAUAUAAAGAAGACGAGAAUGAUUCAUUAUUAA
Messenger RNA from Striga asiatica, 363 nucleotides. Lineage: Eukaryota; Viridiplantae; Streptophyta; Magnoliopsida; Lamiales; Orobanchaceae. The record is from the annotation of a GenBank genome assembly.